Molecule: messenger RNA, 11529 nt
Organism: Chroicocephalus ridibundus (black-headed gull)
Lineage: Eukaryota; Metazoa; Chordata; Aves; Charadriiformes; Laridae
Product: mucin-2-like
Exons: 41
Coding region: 1-10560 (3519 amino acids)
Cellular component (GO): extracellular matrix
Molecular function (GO): protein binding
Source: RefSeq, a predicted model, not a curated record
AUGGGGUUUGGCAGGGGGAUACGGGUACCAGAAUGGGCUUUCCUGUUAGCAGUUUGCUGUCUCCAUCAGAUAGCUUCCGCUACAGUUUCAUCUAAUGUCAACAUCAUCCAGCCAAUGCUGACAAAUCUAGUAAUAACACCUUCCAAUCCUGCUCACAAUGGCCGCGUGUGCAGCACAUGGGGCAACUUCCACUUCAAGACGUUUGAUGGAGACAUAUUCACCUUCCCUGGGCUCUGUAAUUAUGUUUUUGCAUCCCAUUGCAACGCUCCCUACGAGGAUUUCAACAUCCAGAUUAGGCGCAUGGUGGUGGGAAAUUCUCCAACAAUCAACCGUAUCACCAUGAAACUUGAAGGUGUAGCUGCUGAACUAACAAAGGAUGUUGUCAUGAUCAACAGCAACAAAGUUCAACUGCCAUACAGCCAAUCUGGAAUUAUGAUAGAGAAGAGCAGCAUUUAUGUGAAAGUUGUCAGCAAAGUGGGUAUUGUGUUAAUGUGGAAUGAAGAUGACAGCAUCCUGCUGGAAUUGAAUGAGAAAUACGCCAAUCAGACCUGUGGACUUUGUGGGGACUUCAAUGGCUUGCCAAUUUACAAUGAGUUCUAUUCAAACAAUAUUAAGAUGACAGCCUUGCAGUUUGGGAAUAUGCAGAAAAUGGAUGGCCCAACAGAACACUGUGAAGACUCUACAUCUACCCCGACAGCUAAUUGCACUGAUAAUUCUGAUGACAUAUGCCAGAAAACAUUGACUAGCUCUGCAUUUGCAGAGUGUAAUAUCCUAGUUGAUGUUAGAGAAUACAUUAUGGCUUGCCAAGAAGACUUGUGCCGCUCUGAAGAGUCUAAAAAUGCCUCAUGUAUCUGUGACACCUUUGCUGAAUACUCCCGGCAGUGUACUCAUGCUGGUGGGAGUCCCCUGAACUGGAGAACCUCAAUACUGUGUCCGAAGAAGUGUCCUUACAACAUGGAGUACCAGGAGUGCAGCUCCCCCUGUGCUGACACAUGCACCAAUCCUGGACGAUCUCAGUUUUGUGAAGAACACUGCAUGGACGGUUGUUUCUGCCCCCCAGGGACUGUAUUUGAUGAUAUCAACAAUUCUGGCUGCAUUCCCCUUCAGCAGUGCUCCUGCGUUUACAAUGGCAACACCUACGCUACAGGAGCUUCUUUUGCAGAGCAGUGCCGUUCCUGUACCUGUAAUGGAGGCCAGUGGAGUUGCCAAGACAUGUCAUGCCCAGGAACAUGUUCAGUAGAGGGAGGUUCACACAUUACCACAUAUGAUAAAAACCAUUACGAUUACCAUGGAGACUGCACAUAUGUCCUUUCUAAGCACUGUAAUGAUGAAAUCUUCAUCAUCCUGGUAGAACUGCGCAAAUGUGGCCGAACAGACACUGAGACAUGCUUAAAGACAGUGACCCUCAACAUGAAUAAAGGACAAACUCUCAUCGAGGUCAAACCUGAUGGCCAUGUGUUUGUGAACUCAAUCUACACCCUGCUGCCCUUCUCAGCAGCUAAUGCCACCGUGUUCAGACCUUCAUCAUUUUUCAUCAUCGUGCAGACAAAAUUUGGUGUCCACCUUGAAAUCCAAAUCACACCCAUCAUGCAAGUAUAUGUGCGGCUGGAUCCUAUUUUCAAAGACCAGACCUGUGGUCUCUGUGGAAAUUUCAAUAAUAUCCAAACUGAUGACUUCAAGGCCAUAAGUGGAAUAAUUGAAGGAACAGCAACAGCAUUUGCUAAUACAUGGAGAACUCAGGCUUCAUGCCCCACUACCCAGCGCAGUUUUGAGAACCCCUGUGCGCUCAGCAUUGAAAAUGAAAAAUAUGCUCAGCAUUGGUGUGGACUACUAACAAACAGCCAAGGACCUUUUGCUGAUUGUCACUAUGCAGUGAAUCCCUCUGUUUACCACACGAACUGCAUGUUUGACACAUGUAACUGUGAAAAUAGCGAGGACUGUCUGUGCGCAGCCCUGUCUUCCUAUGUGAGAGCUUGUGCUGCAAAAGGAAUCCAGCUGAGUGGAUGGAGGACUGAUGUCUGCUCAAAAUACACCACCUCAUGUCCCAAAUCCCUAAGCUACAGCUAUACCAUCUCUUCCUGUCAACCCACUUGUCGGUCUCUGAGUGAGCCUGAUGUCACUUGCAACAUUAAGUUUGUCCCAGUUGAUGGCUGCACCUGCGUAAAUGGAACCUACAUGGAUGAGAGUGGCAAAUGUGUGCCUGCUAAUGAAUGUCCCUGCUACUACAGAGGAUCUCCCAUACCAUUUGGAGAAGUUGUCCAUGAAAAUGGGCUUGUAUGCACUUGCACUCAGGGAAGACUGAAUUGUAUUGGAGCACCCAGUCCAACUCCAGUCUGUGAAUCUCCUAUGGUCUACUUCGAUUGUAGGAAUGUCACUGCAGGAACAACUGGAGCAGAAUGUCAACAAAGUUGCCAGACACUGGAUAUACAGUGUUAUAGCACACAAUGUGUAUCUGGUUGCGUUUGCCCAGCUGGGCUUGUGUUAGAUGGGAAUGGUGGUUGUAUUCCUGAAGAGGAAUGUCCGUGUAUUCACAAUGAAGCCACGUAUCAGCCUGGGGAAAAGAUCAACGUUGACUGUAACACCUGUGUAUGCAAGAAUAGGAAGUGGGAAUGCACCGAAGAUGAAUGUCUGGGCACUUGUGCUGUUUAUGGAGAUGGUCAUUAUAAUACCUUUGACGACAAAAGAUUCAGCUUCAAUGGAAACUGUGAAUAUACACUAGUCCAGGACCAGUGUGGGACAGCCAAUGGGACCUUCAGGGUUGUCACUGAAAAUAUUCCCUGUGGCAACACUGGGACAACUUGCUCAAAAUCCAUCAAAGUUUUCUUAGAGAGCUAUGAACUGAUACUUGGUGAGGAGCGUGUCAGUGUCAUAAAGAGAGGACAAAAUGCUGAGGUGCCAUACACAGUCCGCUAUAUGGGUAUGUACUUGGUAAUUGAGACCACAAGCGGACUGAUCCUCAUGUGGGACAAGAAAACCAGCAUCUUCAUGAAGCUCAGCCCUGAUUUUAAGGGCCAGAUAUGUGGCCUCUGUGGAAAUUAUGAUGGCAACAGCAUCAAUGACUUUACUACGAGGACUCAGUCUGUGGUACAGAAUGUCCUAGAGUUUGGAAACAGCUGGAAAGUAUCCUCUACCUGUCCUGAUGCUUCUAGCAUAAAGGACCCGUGUUCUACCAACCCUUAUCGAAAGUCCUGGUCAGAGAAGCAGUGUAGCAUCAUCAACAGUAACGUCUUUGCUGCCUGUCACUCUCAGGUUGAACCAGCAGAAUAUUACCAAGCAUGUGUGACAGAUGCUUGUGCAUGUGACACUGGAGGAGACUGUGAUUGCUUUUGUACAGCAGUAGCUGCCUAUGCUCAAGCAUGUAGUGAAGUUGGUGUCUGCAUAGCCUGGAGGACCCCAUCAAUCUGUCCACUGUUCUGUGAUUACUACAACCAACAAGGGGAAUGUGAAUGGCACUAUAAGCCUUGUGGAGCCUCCUGUAUGAAGACCUGUAGGAACCCAAGUGGAAAAUGCCUCCAUAACCUGCCAGGUUUAGAAGGCUGCUACCCCAACUGCCCACCAGACAAGCCAUAUUUUCAUGAGGAUCAGAUGAAGUGCGUCAAUCUCUGUGACUGUUAUGAUAAUGAAGAUGGAAAGAUAUACAGACGAGAUGAAUGUAAUUUAUGUGAAUGCACAUCAGAAGGUUUACAGUGCAAGUUUGAUGAUAAAGCAUGCCACUGCAUUUACGAAGGGAACAGCUAUAAAUAUGGUGAACUCAUCUACAACACCACAGAUGGAACUGGAUGGUGUUUCAGUGCAACAUGUGACGUCAAUGGAACAAUACACAGGAAUAUCUUUAAAUGUGGCAUCUUAACAACAACCACCACAUUUAUGUUUUCUACAACUCAGCCCACAACUACUGCUUCAGAAAUGACAACUGCAACGCCAGUGACAACUGUAUGUGUGAAGAAUGUAUGUGCAUGGACAGAAUGGUAUGAUUCCACAGAGCCUGAAAACAAAGAGGACAGUGGAGAUUAUGAAACAUUUGAAAAACUCAGAGAUAAAGGAUACAGCGUGUGUGAAAACCCUAACGGUAUUCAGUGCAGAGCCAAAGAACACCCAGAUACAGAAAUAAACAAUCUUAACCAAACGGUAGAAUGUAGUCAAAGCAGAGGAUUAAUAUGCAAUAACACAGACCAACAAUCUAAGCGCUGCUAUAACUAUGAAAUCAGAAUAUCAUGCUGCAGCUACAAACCAUGUUCAGAAAUACAAACUACAACACCAGGAACCACAGAAGCGUUCACAACAACUACUGCUAUAAAACCAACAUCUACAAUAGGGACAAGGAUAAAACCAACAACGCAAAAACAAACUGAAGCACAAAAAACCGGAGUAACUACAAGGUCACCAAAAGACACAGAAAGCCCGACUCCUCUAACUGAAACUUCAGUUACAGCGAAGACAUCACCAGUCUCAACAACAGGUUACCAGACCACAUCAACUCCAGCAGAAAUCACCACCAUGACAACCCAGGCACCAGCAUCACCCACUACUGCCUCCACCCACGCUCGGUCAGCAACGACAACCACCGCUGGCACCACGUUUGUACCCAGGACCACUGCCCCGCCAACACAAGGCACAACCACCAUCCUACCCACACCAGCAGUGCCCACCUCAUCCAGUAGCACCUCCAGAACCACUACAGAAACCACCACAGCAUCCACAGCCACCUCUCCUCCAGCAGAAACCUCCACUGUGGCAACGCAGCCUCCAACGCCAACCACUACCACUUCCACUGGCCCCAAACCAAAAAUAGAAACCACUGCUGGCACCACCAUUGCCCCCACUACCACUGCCCCACCAACACAAGGCAUAACCAUCAUCACUACCACCAGCAGCGCCAGCACUGCCAAGACUUCUCCAGCUGCGACACCAGUAACGACCACCAUCCCACCCACACCGGCAGUGCCCACCUCAUCCAGUAGCACUGCCAGCACCUCCAGAACCACUGCAGAAACCACCACAGCAUCCACACCCACCUCUCCUCCAGCAGAAACCUCCACUGUGGCAACACAGCCUCCAACGUCAACCACUACCACCUCCACUGGCCCCAAACCAAAAACAGAAACCACCGUUGCCCCCACUACCACUGCCCCACCAACAAAAGGCACAACCAUCAUCACUACCACCAGCAGCGCCAGCACUGCCAAGACUUCUCCAGCUCCGACACCAGUAACGACCACCAUCCCACCCACACCGGCAGUGCCCACCUCAUCCAGUAGCACUGCCAGCACCUCCAGAACCACUGCAGAAACCACCACAGCAUCCACACCCACCUCUCCUCCAGCAGAAACCUCCACUGUGGCAACACAGCCUCCAACAUCAACCACUACCACUUCCACUGGCCCCAAACCAAAAAUAGAAACCACUGCUGGCACCACCGUUGCCCCCACUACCACUGCCCCACCAACAAAAGGCACAACCAUCAUCCCAUCCACACCAGCAGUGCCCACCUCAUCCAGCAACACUGCCAGCACCUCCAAGACCACAAACAGCUGCCAGCAGCAGUGUGCCUGGACGCAGUGGUUUGAUGUGGAUUCCCCUAGCCCUGGUAGUGAAAAUGGAGACAUAGAGACAUUUGCAAAAAUACGAGCCGCUGGGUAUGUACUGUGCGACAAGCCACAAGACAUCAAGUGCCGCGCUAAAGAUUACCCUGAUAGGAGUCUGGACAAACUGGGACAGGUAUUUGACUGCAGCCUUGAAACUGGUCUUGUGUGCAGAAAUAAGGAUCAGAUCAGAAAGUACCCCAUGUGCUUUGACUACGAGGUCAAGGUACUGUGCUGUGACUGUCACACAACAUCAGCACCCACAAGAACCACUGCAGGCUACACCACCACAGCUUCUACUGAAGCAACCUCCAUUCUGCCAACACAGCCUCCAAAGUCAACCACUACCACCUCCACUGGCCCCAAACCAAAAACAGAAACCACCGUUGCCCCCACUACCACUGCCCCACCAACAAAAGGCACAACCAUCAUCACUACCACCAGCAGCGCCAGCACUGCCAAGACUUCUCCAGCUCCAACAGAAGUAACAACUACCAUCCCACCCACACCGGCAGUGCCCACCUCAUCCACAGAAACCUCCACUGUGGCAACACAGCCUCCAACAUCAACCACUACCACUUCCACUGGCCCCAAACCAAAAAUAGAAACCACUGCUGGCACCACCGUUGCCCCCACUACCACUGCCCCACCAACAAAAGGCACAACCAUCAUCCCAUCCACACCAGCAGUGCCCACCUCAUCCAGCAACACUGCCAGCACCUCCAAGACCACAAACAGCUGCCAGCAGCAGUGUGCCUGGACGCAGUGGUUUGAUGUGGAUUCCCCUAGCCCUGGUAGUGAAAAUGGAGACAUAGAGACAUUUGCAAAAAUACGAGCCGCUGGGUAUGUACUGUGCGACAAGCCACAAGACAUCAAGUGCCGCGCUAAAGAUUACCCUGAUAGGAGUCUGGACAAACUGGGACAGGUAUUUGACUGCAGCCUUGAAACUGGUCUUGUGUGCAGAAAUAAGGAUCAGAUCAGAAAGUACCCCAUGUGCUUUGACUACGAGGUCAAGGUGCUGUGCUGUGACUGUCACACAACAUCAGCACCCACAAGAACCACUGCAGGCUACACCACCACAGCUUCUACUGAAGCAACCUCCAUUCUGCCAACACAGCCUCCAACGUCAACCACUACCACCUCCACUGGCCCCAAACCAAAAACAGAAACCACCGUUGCCCCCACUACCACUGCCCCACCAACAAAAGGCACAACCAUCAUCACUACCACCAGCAGCGCCAGCACUGCCAAGACUUCUCCAGCUCCAACAGAACCUCCAACGUCAACCACUACCACCUCCACUGGCCCCAAACCACAAAUAGAAACCACUGCUGGCACCACUGUUGCCCCCACUACCACUGCCCCACCAACAAAAGGCACAACCAUCAUCACUACCACCAGCAGCGCCAGCACUGCCAAGACUUCUCCAGCCCCAACAGAAGUAACAACUACCAUCCCACCCACACCAGCAGUGCCCACCUCAUCCAGUAGCACUGCCAGCACCUCCAGAACCACUGCAGAAACCACCACAGCAUCCACACCCACCUCUCCUCCAGCAGAAACCUCCACUGUGGCAACACAGCCUCCAACGUCAACCACUACCACCUCCACUGGCCCCAAACCACAAAUAGAAACCACUGCUGGCACCACCGUUGCCCCCACUACCACUGCCCCACCAACAAAAGGCACAACCAUCAUCACUACCACCAGCAGCGCCAGCACUGCCAAGACUUCUCCAGCUCCAACAGAAGUAACAACUACCAUCCCACCCACACCAGCAGUGCCCACCUCAUCCAGUAGCACUGCCAGCACCUCCAGAACCACUGCAGAAACCACCACAGCAUCCACACCCACCUCUCCUCCAGCAGAAACCUCCACUGUGGCAACACAGCCUCCAACGUCAACCACUACCACCUCCACUGGCCCCAAACCAAAAACAGAAACCACCGUUGCCCCCACUACCACUGCCCCACCAACAAAAGGCACAACCAUCAUCACUACCACCAGCAGCGCCAGCACUGCCAAGACUUCUCCAGCUGCGACACCAGUAACGACCACCAUCCCACCCACACCGGCAGUGCCCACCUCAUCCAGUAGCACUGCCAGCACCUCCAGAACCACUGCAGAAACCACCACAGCAUCCACACCCACCUCUCCUCCAGCAGAAACCUCCACUGUGGCAACACAGCCUCCAACAUCAACCACUACCACUUCCACUGGCCCCAAACCAAAAAUAGAAACCACUGCUGGCACCACCGUUGCCCCCACUACCACUGCCCCACCAACAAAAGGCACAACCAUCAUCCCAUCCACACCAGCAGUGCCCACCUCAUCCAGCAGCACUUCCAGCACCUCCAAGACCACAAACAGCUGCCAGCAGCAGUGUGCCUGGACGCAGUGGUUUGAUGUGGAUUCCCCUAGCCCUGGUAGUGAAAAUGGAGACAUAGAGACAUUUGCAAAAAUACGAGCCGCUGGGUAUGUACUGUGCGACAAGCCACAAGACAUCAAGUGCCGCGCUAAAGAUUACCCUGAUAGGAGUCUGGACAAACUGGGACAGGUAUUUGACUGCAGCCUUGAAACUGGUCUUGUGUGCAGAAAUAAGGAUCAGAUCAGAAAGUACCCCAUGUGCUUUGACUACGAGGUCAAGGUGCUGUGCUGUGACUGUCACACAACAUCAGCACCCACAAGAACCACUGCAGGCUACACCACCACAGCUUCUACUGAAGCAACCUCCAUUCUGCCAACACAGCCUCCAACGUCAACCACUACCACCUCCACUGGCCCCAAACCAAAAACAGAAACCACCGUUGCCCCCACUACCACUGCCCCACCAACAAAAGGCACAACCAUCAUCACUACCACCAGCAGCGCCAGCACUGCCAAGACUUCUCCAGCUCCAACAGAAGUAACAACUACCAUCCCACCCACACCGGCAGUGCCCACCUCAUCCAGUAGCACUGCCAGCACCUCCAGAACCACUGCAGAAACCACCACAGCAUCCACACCCACCUCUCCUCCAGCAGAAACCUCCACUGUGGCAACACAGCCUCCAACGUCAACCACUACCACCUCCACUGGCCCCAAACCAAAAAUAGAAACCACUGCUGGCACCACUGUUGCCCCCACUACCACUGCCCCACCAACAAAAGGCACAACCAUCAUCACUACCACCAGCAGCGCCAGCACUGCCAAGACUUCUCCAGCUCCGACACCAGUAACGACCACCAUCCCACCCACACCAGCAGUGCCCACCUCAUCCAGUAGCACUGCCAGCACCUCCAGAACCACUGCAGAAACCACCACAGCAUCCACACCCACCUCUCCUCCAGCAGAAACUUCCACUGUGGCAACACAGCCUCCAACAUCAACAACUACCACCUCCACUGGCCCCAAACCACAAAUAGAAACCACUGCUGGCACCACCGUUGCCCCCACUACCACUGCCCCACCAACAAAAGGCACAACCAUCAUCACUACCACCAGCAGCGCCAGCACUGCCAAGACUUCUCCAGCUCCAACAGAAGUAACAACUACCAUCCCACCCACACCAGCAGUGCCCAUCUCAUCCAGUAGCACUGCCAGCACCUCCAGAACCACUGCAGAAACCACCACAGCAUCCACACCCACCUCUCCUCCAGCAGAAACCUCCACUGUGGCAACAAAGCCUCCAAAAUCUCUCACCACUGCCUCUCCCCUCCCCGCAUCAGCAACAACAACCACCUUCACACCCAGCAUAACACCAUGUUUUUGUCACGUGUUUGGCAGUUUGUUUUCUCCUGGGGAAGUUGUAUACAACAGGACAGAUAGUGCUGGCUGUAAUUUUUAUGCACUUUGCAGCAAGGAAUGUGAAAUUGACCCAUUCCAGGGGCCAUGUCCUUCGACAACUCCUUUCACUUCAGUUGCUGCAGAAACUACAACAGAAGCUACCUUAUCUUCUGUCUCACCAACCACAGCAACAUCUCUCACAACUUCAGUAGAAAGAAACUGUACUGAUGUCAAUCCUCCACGAAAGCCUGGAGAGAACUGGAUAAGUGAAUGCCAGAAGUGUGUCUGCGACCCACUCACUGCUACCGUACAAUGCCAGCCGCUUCCGUGCACAACAGUUCAGUCACCAGUUUGUGACCUAGGAUUUGUUUCCAUGCCUGUACUACCACCAAAAGACAUAUGUUGUCCCGAAUUUAAAUGCAAACAAAUACCUGGCAUCUGUGUGAUUGACGGUAGAACGUACACGGUUGGGAUGUCAACAGUAAUCGAUUCAUGUAAGAAAUGUACCUGCAGUUCUGAGAAAGAUCCAGUGACUGAGGCAAAUAUUGUGCGCUGUGAAACAGUUCAAUGUGAAACAUCUUGCCCACCGGGUUAUCAAUAUAUGACUCAGGACGGACAGUGCUGUGGGAAGUGUAUUGAAGUAUCUUGCACAAUCAAACUAAGUAACAACACUGUUCACGUGCUCAAUGUUGAUGAGAUCCUGCCACUCGACCAGUGCAGCCAUUACAAAUGUGAAAAAAUUGAAGAUCAAUUUGUUACAGUCCAGACUAAAAAAGUAUGCCCUGAGUACAACCCAGGAGAGUGCGAUCCUGAUGAAGCAGAGACUACUCCUGAUGGCUGCUGCAAAAUAUGUAAACCUCCAAACUGCAAACCUUACAGCAAAAAAACUGUGAUCCGCCACGGUGACUGUGAAUCUCCUGAACCUAUUGAGCUGUCAUACUGUGAAGGAACUUGUCCUGGCUCCUCAGUGUAUUCUCUUGAAGCAAACCAGAUGCAACAUGAUUGUAGUUGCUGCCACGAGUCCAACAGCCAAACAAGAGAGGUGACCCUGAUUUGCCAAAAUGGAACAAGCAUAAGUUAUAACUAUGUCUACGUGGAACAAUGCCAGUGUAUGAACGCAUGCUCUUCGGAAACUUCUGCACCAUCUGGCUCCCAACUGAAACAAACUGCAGCAUAUGGUUCCCAACUGAAAAGCAGCAGAAGGAGGAGAUGAUGAUUGCAAAAAAAAAGCAGAGACCCUAGGGAAGCUGGAAUCAUUUUUGCCUCAGUUUUUUUAUUUGUGCUCCUUCUAUAACAGAUUUUACAUCAGUUUCUGUUACCACCUUUUGGAAAAGGUAUAUAACAUGUUUUGGAAAAAAAAAGGUUUAGGGGGUCUCUAGAAAACAAAACCAGAAACCAUUGUAGCUCUAUUGCACUUAACUCUUGUGCCUAGAGAAAGCUUUAUUGCAUGUCAUUUUUAUGGAUGUAAUAGUCCUAACAGACAUCACAGUGACAGGGAAAAGACUGUUUUCUUGUUCAUUUUGUCUCUUAUUUGAUCAAUAAAGCUUUCAGCAUUUUUCAAUUUCUGUGACUGGUGACUAUUUGAUAUCCAUCUUUAUUACCUAAAUGACAGAGGGUCCACUGGCAUCAGGGAGUUUUCUAACUCAGACAGGUAUAUUCUCUAACAGCCUCUGGGAAUGAAGACACUCUCAAACCCCCUUUUCUGGAUGAGGUUAAAUUCUCUCAGCCAAGUCUAAAUAGCUCUGCUUGUUGGCGUAAAAGGUAGAGACAAACCACCGCCUCGUUUUCUCACUGUAUUCUAGUUGCCAAGCUGGUGGGAUAACAGGCAGGCUGUAGUUUGCUUUCCCUAUAAUUAAUGGAGAGGUCCAGAAGACAAGUAUAAAAAAAAGAGGAAGGGAAAACUAUUAAUCACUAGCCUUUCAUGUUCUUGAUCAAAAUGUAUCUGUGUGUAGAAAUCACCACUUGCUUCUUCAGUUGAAGAAACAAACCUAUAUAUGAAUGAAAGCUCCAAUUAGGUGAAGAAUACUUAAAGUGAAGUCAAUGAAGUUAGUAAAAUCAGAAAACUCUCCUGCCCAUAAUUUUCACAGCAUUUGCAAAGAAGUUCAGGAUAUGUUUUCAAACUGUGCAUUUGUUUCCUGUGCUAUCUGAGAUUCAGAACGGAUUUACACUAGUGAGAAAAUUG